AUGGCAGGAGGACAAUGGCAACAUGGACUUUUUGGAUGCUUUGAUAACUUAGGAUUAUGCAUCAUCUCUUAUUUUGUGCCUUGCUACCAGUUUGGGAAAAAUGCCGAAGCGAUGGGAGAGAGCUGUUUACUUUAUGGAAUUGGGCUGUUUGUUCCCUUGUUGGACAUUUAUCUUGCAAUUACACUCAGAGGAAAGAUUAGAGAUUCAAAGGGAAUAGAAGGAGGCUGUGUUGGUGACUUACUAACUUGGUGUUUUUGUGGAAUUUGUGCAUUGGUCCAAGAGGCUCAAGAGGUUCAGGAUAUCCGCGUCGGCGGGAUGGCAAUCGAGCGGGAAUAA
Molecule: messenger RNA, 336 nt
Organism: Mytilus trossulus (common blue mussel)
Lineage: Eukaryota; Metazoa; Mollusca; Bivalvia; Mytilida; Mytilidae
Exons: 1
Coding region: 1-336 (111 amino acids)
Source: RefSeq, a predicted model, not a curated record